AAAGGCUCCUUUUCUUGGAUAAAAUGUUCCUUGACUUCUAGGCUGUCUUCAAUUGAGCACCUAGCCACUUACCCGUGACAUUUAUUCAAGCUUCCGCCAUCAUGGCGCAAACAGUUGCCGUCGCCGGUGUCAUACUUACAGCGGCCGCGCUCGCAGUGGGUGUUGGCCAGCUGGUCGUAGCUCUGGACAGCGGUGACGACACCCUCCAAAGCAAGGACCACUGGAUGCAUUGCACGGUCCUAAACGAAACGCAGUUCGACAUCGUGUACGACCGGGAAUACUGGGAUUCCGGCACGUACUAUCAAGCGCCCCCGCAGAAGAUUGCCAAGUUCUCAGCGGGAACUUUCUCCGUCUGUAAGAAGACGGGGUUCGCUGGGGUAUCGGGCGGUAAUUCCUGGAAGGUCAUCUUGGAUGAUAACACUGUCUUUCGCUUCUCUCUUGGGUAUACCGAUCCCGUCAUAGGAAGCCGCAAAUCAGCCGCCGUCGAUUCGAAUGGAAAUCCCCAGGACGGCUACGAUGCUGCCGCGGAGCGGGGUUGCAGUGGAAGAUCUCCGAUAUACGAGGGGAAGGACGAGGAUGGAGAAGUGACGUAUUUCAUCAUUGACGUUACUUCUGUGACUGGACAUCAUUCCAAAUAUACUAUCCAGCAGAGCGAGAUUAAGGGCUGGAAGGAUCGUUAAAUCUAUCUAGAAGAAAUUGAUAGUACAAGUUAUGACUCGACGGAUAGGAAUGGGCUGACACCGAUUUUACACGCUGUUAGGCAAGGACGUGAGUUGAUGAUAUGUUUUUCGCCAGA
Annulohypoxylon truncatum is the source of this 796-nucleotide messenger RNA. RefSeq lists its product as uncharacterized. NCBI's taxonomy places the organism in Eukaryota, Fungi, Ascomycota, Sordariomycetes, Xylariales, Hypoxylaceae. The coding region runs from base 102 to 680 and encodes 192 amino acids. The record is from RefSeq and is a predicted model, not a curated record. The transcript has 3 exons.